CCUACAUACAGUCGGCUGCAGGUUGCAGCGCACUUCUGUUCGACCCUUUCCGCCGCGACAACCUGCUCCUGGUCGUCGCCAGGCAGGUGUUUAAUCUUUACCGUUCCUCACUCGCUAAUCGCGUGUUAAUUCGAUAGCUCGCGCACGGAACUUCCAGUCACAUUAUGUAUUAGUGAAGACGCGAAUCGCGUUUGACGAGAAUGUAGUAAGAAAGCACGGUCAGUUUAGUGUGUGCGGGCCGACGCACCAUAGUCGCGCGCAUCUCGACCCACGACGUACGCGCUUUAUCACUCAUUCCACGAAAGCUCUCGACGUCGCCGCUCAUCUCCUCUUCCCGGGGAUUGUUAAAAACAAACUUAUUGAUUCGAAUUCGCAUCGACAUUCGCAAUCCGCAUGCAUAUUUAUCGCCGUAGCUAAUUAUCGAUUGACGUGCGCACUGCAGGAUGGAUGGUCCGCGAAUAAGAUGGACAACGCUGGUGGGCACUACGUAGAUGCGAUCAAGACACUACAUCAAACCGUUGUAUCACUGCGCGGCGCAUUAGAAGAGAGUCGCAAUGAGAUUCUAGAGCUGCGAGAUAAGUCCUGGCCGUUGGAAAACCUCGAAAGUGCGGUUGCGACACUCAGUAUUGAGAAUCAUCUCCUCAGGCAGCAGAUUGUCGAAGCGCCCAAAGAAGAAACACGGACACAACAUGCCACUGAGUUCAACAAAACAAUAACAUACAAGAACAAGAAGAUUGCUGUGAAUAUAAAUUUAGAUAUUACGCAUAAUAGAAGAGACAUGGAUGAGACGGUUGCUAACAAAGAGGAAGAAGAAGAUGAUGCGCAGAACGGUGAGGAGAAGCACACAUCCAAUGCAGUUCUACAACACUCUCCCAGCACUGACCUCAUUGAUCAGGAAGUCGACAAUAUUGAGUUGAUCUUCACCAAUGAAGAUACCAAGGAGACAAGUCUGAAGGAACCUCUCAUUUCGAUAGAAGGAGGCUCCGGAGGCAAUGCGGGCCAAGCAGAUGGGUUGUUUGUGCCCUCAGCUAUGAGGAAACACUCCGACUUUGACCAGAAUCUAUCAGCGGAUAUCUCCGAUCGAGAACUGGAGGACGAUGUGUUCAACGACAAUUUUGAGAAUGAAAAUCAGGAGAAUACGAAUUUUCAAAGUCAGACUUUUGAUUUCACACGUGAAAAUUCGCAGAUCUACAAUUCCAAAUCAGACAAUUCCAUCAACCAUGAAGAGAUGAAGAGUUUGAAGAGUUUCUACUCCUCAUUUCAAGAUUCUAGUUUUGAGAAUAAGAGUAUGGAGAAAGACGAGAGUUUUGAUCGAUUUGAUGAGCGGAUUCGAUACCUGGAGACGGAUAUGUCCAAAGUGGGUAUCCAUGAUGUGGAAUAUGGGAAUAUGGGCAGGAGGAAUACCUGCCCCAAUCCAUUACAAUACAGGCCUAUGAGUCAUAGGGAAGCACUACGCGGGAUGAAUCCAUCACGUCCGAAAUGCCGACCACUUUUGGCAUUCUCAAACGCAGUGCGAAAAGAAUCCGGUGCCCAGACAGAGAUCUCCGCCCUCCCAGCAAACAGCUCUUGGAGGUCGGAGUCCAGCCUCGCCCUGAAGGUCAAAAUGGGCGAGAACUUCAUGACGCUACCAUCAAAGUUCCCCAUGCCAGGGUCACGACUACGUCCCAAUGAUAAAACCGUCGAAGCACGUCGUAUCCUGCUCUCGGAUAUUGGGUUCACGAGCAUGGUGCCAGAGCUAUCACGCUCUGCAGACCACCUCUGUCCGACCAACCUGAAGACCUGCCCGUUACAAUAUGGUCAGUUUCUGAAGACCACUGACUUGUACUCUCCAGGAUAUUCACAAAAUGAAGUCUGGAGCUCCACCUCUCCGAGCUGUCGUCAUUCCCAAUCGCGUUACUCCAGUCUCCUGCCCCUGAGCCCCCCAGCUCCAGGGCAAUCACGUCGUUGCUCAGCCCCCGUCUCACCUUCGCGUAAGACCCUCAUCCGUACCACAACAUCCCGCGUUCGUUUCGCCAACGGUUCCCUCCCGGAACUCCGCAGCGACUGGGGAGCCACCAACGACAGCGGAGACUCCACCGACAGUCUCGUCGACGAGGCGGAGCAAUACCUGCGACGGUCCAUCGAUUGCAUAACCAGCGGUAAGGACGCAUCUUAUUACAGCACGCCCAAGACCGGAAUGAGGCGUGCCUCGGCGCCGGAACCCGGUAGGGACAACGUACCACCAUCCGGAUGGCAGCCGUUCUUACCGCGUCUACCACGAGACCUUCGUCUGGACUACUGGGUCAAAGUUAUCUCACCCGAGGGACGUGUUCGAGGCGGACGCGUCCGCUACGUCGGGCAUCUGCUCUCUCAAUCGGAGCAGUUUGUUGGCGUGCAACUAUGCACACCCGAUGGACACUCUGAUGGGACUUACAAUAACAGGAGGUAUUUCCAAUGUGAACCAAACCAUGGAAUUUUUGUGCCGUUCCGAAAAGUGAUAAUGGGUUGGAAACCGUAAGUAUUAGACGUAAAUAAAUGUCAAUAAUUGUAAAUUUCAGUAAGAAGUCCAUAAUCUCAAGUUACCACUUAUGCGUUGACGUGAAUUGUAAACACAAUGCGCUGCUCAUAUAUUAGAUUCAAUUUAUACAAGCGACUUUAUCGCGGACGAGAUUUUUUCGAGAUGUGCAACUUCCAUUUCACAAAAAAAAACCAAUGCCAAAGAAUACGCAUUUACCUAUUAUUAAAUGCAAAAAACGAGAAGAGAAGAGAAGUUAACGCACUAGCUAUACCAUAGUUUAUUCUAGGUUAAACCAUUGUCUUAUUCUAUGGUUAUACUAAUUGUAAUGAACGUUGAUAACUAUUAAAAUGUCUAAUGAAUCUGUUACUCCGCGGCUAUUCGAGAGCUAUGCAACCAAGGUGAUUGUUCAGUGUACAAUAUAAAAAAGUCAGAACAAAAAAAAUAUAUAUUUCUGUAUAAUGUAUAAAGAUGUACCGGAGCGGCAUAGAAAUAAUUCGGCAUACUCUUUCGGUUGUUGUCCGAGCAGAGAUCGGCGUCUUCUUCACACACACUCUCAGAUACAUGUGUAUUGAUGGAUGGAUCAAGGAACAAGCUUUACAUGUACGAUAGACACUAAAUGCAAGCAUAUUAAGUAACUGUACACUCAAAAUGUAUACAUAUCUGUAAAUUAGCCUUAACGACAAAUAACCAAAUAAUUGUACUGCAUUUGUUGAGUUAUUGGCGGUUUACUUCAUUACCGAAUUGUGAUCAAUUGCGUACUUCAAUCUUAAAUGAACUUAAUGUAUAGAAUCAAGCGAUUUCGGUUUUUGUUUUAUGUUUUGUGGGCAAAACAGGGGACGUAAACACAAAUGAGACUAGUCAUGUAUAACAAUGUAUAACAAAUUUAUUUUUUGAAGCGGAGAGAGAACGCGUUGAGUUAAAGAGAAGAAAGCAGAAACGAAAAGUUGAGAUAAUUAAGAUGAUAGAUGAUUUAAAAGAAAAGAAAUGAAGAUGUUUUAGUGCGAAUGCACAGGAAAAUCGGCAUACCAGCCGAAUGCGCCGUGAUCCCCGGUGUGGGCGCCAAAAUCAACAGCGUCGUGAUGAUCGCCGCCUCCGGCUUGACGCUGGGCGCGCACCAGCGAGUCGUCCGCCUCCUGCUCGACGGGCUCGUGCUUUCUGCUUCUCGGGAGUCCGCAAACCAGUGCGCAAACCACAAACAGGAUGAAAAUCUAUCGGGAUUUUUAAGUUUUACCAUUAGAUUCUCUAUUGAGUUGUUUCACCGUUGUGUUUUAUAGUUUAUCGAUGUUUGUUUCUUGUGUUGAAUAGGAGGAAAGCCUAAUUUUGUAUAGAUUUAAAUGAAUAUUAACUAUUAUCGCCCAGAGAACCAGAGAAACACGUGUAUAUUAAAACCAGUAAGGAAUAAAAUCAAUGACAAACUUCA
Molecule: messenger RNA, 3917 nt
Organism: Dalotia coriaria
Lineage: Eukaryota; Metazoa; Arthropoda; Insecta; Coleoptera; Staphylinidae
Exons: 4
Coding region: 464-2497 (677 amino acids)
Biological process (GO): cytoplasmic microtubule organization
Cellular component (GO): nucleus; microtubule plus-end; cytoplasm
Molecular function (GO): microtubule plus-end binding
Source: RefSeq, a predicted model, not a curated record